Messenger RNA from Saccharomycopsis crataegensis, 1833 nucleotides. RefSeq names its product Aip1p (gene AIP1). Lineage: Eukaryota; Fungi; Ascomycota; Saccharomycetes; Ascoideales; Saccharomycopsidaceae. Bases 1 to 1833 code for a protein of 610 amino acids. Gene Ontology annotation, cellular component: cortical actin cytoskeleton. Gene Ontology annotation, molecular function: actin filament binding. Gene Ontology annotation, biological process: actin filament depolymerization. The transcript is spliced from 2 exons. The record is from RefSeq and is a predicted model, not a curated record.
AUGUCAAUUACUUACAAUUCCACUUGGGCUCCUUUGCCUUCCACAACCAGAGCUACUCCGGUUCACCUCUCCUAUGAUGUCAAAUCAGACAGAUUGGCGUAUCCUAAUGGCAAAGCCAUUUAUCUCCGUUCUAUCUCCAAUCCAGCGGAAGUAUAUCAAUUCAAUAAUCACAACUAUCAAACCACUGUUGCUAAGUUUGCUCCUUCUGGGUUUUAUGUAGCUUCAGGUGAUGAAUCAGGUAAUGUGAAAGUCUGGGAUUGUGUGGGUGAUGAUCAUAUUGUUAAAGGUGACUAUCCAGUGAUCAAUGGCCGUAUCAAUGAUUUGGAAUGGGAUGCUGAUUCGAAGAGAAUCAUUGCCGUUGGAAAUGGUAAGGAAAGAUUCGGUCAUUGUUUCACUUUUGAUUCAGGAAACACCGUCGGUGAGAUUUCCGGUCAUGGUGCUCAAAUCAGUGCCGUCACCAUCAAGCCAACCAGGCCUUUCCGUGCUGCCACCGUUGGUGAAGACGCUGCCUUAGUGUUCUUAAGCUCCCCACCUUACAAGUUUGUGUCUUCCGUUAGAAAUAAACAUACCAACUUUGUUCGUGACGUUGCUUACUCAAAAGACGGUAACUUCAUUGUCUCCGUUGGGGCCGACAAAAAAAUUGUUGUUUAUGAUGGUAAAUCAGGCGAAUAUUUAAAGACCAUCAGUGAUCCACAAUUGACUGGUGAAUCUGCUCAUGAAAUGGGUGUAUUUGGUGUUUCCUGGUCAUUAGAUAACCCAGAAGAAUUUGUUACUUGUUCUACUGACUCUACUGUCAAAUUAUGGAAUGUCACUUCUGGGGAAUUAUUGAAGGUUUGGAUCUUACCAAAGAGUUUAGAAAAUCAACAUUUAGGUAUUGUCUACACUAAAGAUUAUAUUGUUAGUUUGACAUACAAUGGUAAUUUGAAUUAUUUUACUAAGGAAUCGGACCUCCCAGUCCAAGUGAUUAAAGGUCAUCAAAAAUCAAUUACCUCAUUAACUGUUCUCGGAAACAGUGUUUUCACAGGGAGCUAUGAUGGUAGAAUUUGUCAAUGGGACGUUUCGAAAAAAACUGGAAGUGCCAGCUAUAUUUCUGGGAAGGGUCACACCAAUCUAAUCACCGAUUUGGUCAGUGCUGGGGAUUCAGUUAUCACUAGUAGUUGGGAUGAUAAGGUUUUGAAGAUUGACUCCAGUCUUGAAUAUGAGACGUCUAGUGAGUUCAAAUUGGAUUCCCAACCAAAGAGAGUUUCGUCUGUUAACUCUAAGGGGGUAUAUGGGGUAGUCACCAGCGACAGUGAAUUGAUUAUUGUUGAUUCCUCGUCUAACACCAAAGUUACCUCUAAGAAAUUACCAUUCGAUGUAUCAACCAUUGAUAUCAACGAUGAAUAUGUUAUUAUUGGUGAUGAUAGAUCUUUCAACGUUCACUUUUUAUCUGUCUCUGACUUAUCUCCAGUUUCUAGUCAUGCUUUGAAAUUGAACUACAAACCAACAUACAUCAAAAUCUCCCCAGAUUCGCUCUAUGUUGCAGUUGGUGACUCUUCUGGUAAAAUAGUCCUCUACAACAUCAAAGACAAAGCUAUCCAAACAUCCAGAUGGGGAUUGCAUACCGCUAUGGUCAACAGCAUCUCAUGGCGUAGUGACAGUAAAUUUGUUGUUACUGGUUCUUUGGACACCAAUAUCAUUAUUUACUCUGUGGAUAGACCUGUCAAAACCGUUAAAGCUUUGAACUGUCAUAAGUUCGGUGUAAAUUCUGCUGCAUGGAUUGAUGACAAUGAAAUUGUGAGUGUUGGUGCUGAUUCUGCUAUCAAAUUAUGGGAAGUUAAAAAUAUCGUUUAG